Molecule: messenger RNA, 1375 nt
Organism: Ceratotherium simum simum (southern white rhinoceros)
Lineage: Eukaryota; Metazoa; Chordata; Mammalia; Perissodactyla; Rhinocerotidae
Source: RefSeq, a predicted model, not a curated record
CUCUCUUGCAGGACAAUGCCCUCCUCCAUCACGUGGGGCCUCCUCCUGCUGACAGGCCUGUGCUGCCUGGUCCCUGGCUCCCUGGCUCAGGAUCCCCAGCGAGAUGCUGUCCAGGAGACAGAUGCCUCCAAGCAUGAUCACAAACAACAGCAGGAGCUACCCUGCCACAAGAUUGCCCCAAACCUGGCUGACUUUGCCUUCAGCCUGUACCGUCAUGUGGCCCGUCAGCCCAACACCACCAACAUCUUCUUCUCCCCAGUGAGCAUCGCCACAGCCUUUGCGAUGCUCUCCCUGGGGGCCAAGGGUGACACUCACACGCAGAUCCUGGAGGGCCUCAAUUUCAACCUCAUUGAGCAAUCAGAGGCUCAGAUCCAUGAAAGCUUCCAGGAUCUGCUCCACACCCUCAACCGGCCGGAUAACCAGCUACAGGUGACCGCGGGCAAUGGUCUGUUCAUCAAUGAGAGUGCGAAGCUAGUGAAUAAGUUUUUGGAGGAUGUCAAGAAACUUUACCACUCAGAAGCCUUCUCCAUCAACUUCAAGGACACCGAAGCGGCCAAGAAACAGAUCAACGAUUAUGUAGAAAAGGGAACCCAAGGAAAAAUUGUGGAAUUGGUCAAAGAACUUAGCGAAGACGCACUUUUAGCUCUGGUGAAUUACAUUUUCUUUAAAGGCAAAUGGGAGAAGCCCUUCGAAGCUAAUUUCACCACAGACGAGGACUUCCAUGUGGACGAGAACACCACAGUCAAGGUGCGCAUGAUGAAAGGCCACGGCGUGUUUGACGUCCACCACUCUGACACUCUCUCCAGUUGGGUACUGCUCUUCAACUACGUGGGCAACGCCACCACCUUCUUCAUCCUGCCUGACCCGGGGAAACUGCAGCACCUGGAGGACACGCUCAGCAAGGAAAUCCUCGCCACGUUCCUGGAAAACAGAUCCUCAAGGUUCGCCAAUUUAUGUUUGCCCAAACUGUCCAUUUCUGGAACCUACGAUCUGAUAAAGGUCCUGGGCAACCUGGGCAUCACCAAGGUCUUCAGCAACCAGGCUGACCUCUCAGGGAUCGCUGAGGAAGUGCCCCUGAAGGUGUCCAAGGCAGUGCACAAGGCUGUGCUGACCAUCGACGAGAAAGGGACUGAAGCUGCCGGGGCCACUCUCGUGGAAUUCAUCGUUGGGUCGUCAGCUGUGUUGUCACCCCCAAAUGUGGAGUUCAACAGGCCCUUCGUCUUAAUCAUCUACGACAGAUACACCAAGAGUCCCCUCUUCGUGGGAAAGGUGGUGGAUCCCACCAAAACAUAACUUCCUCUCUGGUUCAGCCCCCACACCAGGCCAGGCCCCCGCCCUAGACGACAUUAAAGAAUGGCUGACCUGGCCCAGGCUU